This is a messenger RNA of Diospyros lotus (date-plum), 2246 nucleotides long. Its product is annotated as serine carboxypeptidase 1-like. Gene Ontology annotation, biological process: proteolysis. The transcript is spliced from 8 exons. Gene Ontology annotation, molecular function: serine-type carboxypeptidase activity. The record is from RefSeq and is a predicted model, not a curated record. Lineage: Eukaryota; Viridiplantae; Streptophyta; Magnoliopsida; Ericales; Ebenaceae. Gene Ontology annotation, cellular component: vacuole. The coding region runs from base 682 to 2199 and encodes 505 amino acids.
AUUUUUAUGCUUGUUCUUGUUUGCUUCUCAAUAUUACUAAGUUUUUGCCUGGAAAGCCAUGUUUAGUAUGUUUCCUCUGCACUUUAGUAUUGAACAUUAUCAAAGACAAAAAUCUCCCGUUUCCUUGUCCGCUUGAGAUUGCCAUUUGACUGUUUUGCUGUUCAAUUAAUUGAAAGGAUUCUGCAGUUUUUUUGGGACUGAUUCCCUUGCACAGACUCGGUUUAAACAAGAGUGUUCCUCAAAACGGUUCAAGUCCAAGCACAUUCUUUCUCAUUGCAACCUUUUGGCUGGUGGGACAAGGGCACACGGCUUCUAGCACAAUUAGUUUUAGGAAGGAUUGAAUGCACCCAAAGUAUAUCAUUCUAUGGCUCUGAUCUAUUUUCUGGUGUAGAAUAGUCUUGUAGUCAUUACCCAGAAAGAACUUUGCUGCACUAGCUGGUAAACAAGCACGGCCAUCUGAAUAGUUUAAGCUUUCCCUUUGCAACCUUCGUCUCUCAUCUCCUUGUCCUCUCUUUGGCAGAAGGCACUCGUAAGAGAUUCUUUGGCAUGAUGUUUGACAAUCCCUAUGGUGAACAGCUUUAAGAACACGCAUUGCAGGCCCAAGCAUAGAAAACGUUAUUUGGGUUCUAAUUCCAAAAAUAAAAAACCAAAAAGUGACACCACCAAUGCUUGCUAUUGGAAAUGGAUAAAAUUAGGGAUAAUUGUAUUGAUCAUACACCAGUGCUCUGUUUUGCAGCCAAGAUGAGGGGUGCUUUCCUAGCAUUGUUUUUUCUUUCAUGCCAUGCUGCGGCUGUUCAUUGCUAUGGACGAAUUGGGUUCGAUCCACUCGGGAAAGUUUUGGAUGCGCACUUGUCGAAAAAGGCAGAGUCUGGUAGUCAUUCUGCUCCCGAGUUGAUUGCCAGAGAGUAUUUACCAGUGUACGUAGGCCCUCAAGAUGGACUGAAAGCUGCUGACAAGAUUGAAAGUUUGCCGGGGCAGCCUAAUGGAAUGAACUUUGAUCAGUACUCGGGAUAUGUCACUGUUGAUCCGAAAGCUGGCAGGGCGCUGUUCUACUACCUUGCAGAGUCUCAGGACUCUUCUAGCAAGCCUCUUGUGCUGUGGCUAAAUGGAGGACCCGGUUGCUCGUCGUUUGGAAAUGGAGCAAUGAUGGAACUUGGCCCAUUUCGAGUCAAUAGUGAUGGUAAAACUCUAUGGGAAAACAAAUAUGCUUGGAACAAUGCUGCAAACAUCCUUUUUCUGGAGUCUCCAGCCGGUGUUGGAUUUUCUUACUCGAAUACAACAUCAGAUUACGACAAAAGCGGCGAUGCAAUGACUGCAGCAGAUUCAUACAGCUUUCUUGUCAACUGGCUGGAAAGGUUUCCUGAAUACAAAACCAGGGACUUCUUCAUAACUGGAGAGAGUUAUGCAGGACACUAUAUCCCUCAGCUUGCUGAACUAAUCCUUCACAACAACAAGAUCACUAACCAAACUGUCAUCAACUUAAGGGGAAUAGCUAUGGGAAAUGCAUACGUAGAUUAUGAAACAACAUACACUGGGAUAUUCGACUUCUUCUGGUCGCAUGCUCUCAUAUCCGAUGAAAUUCAUGAGGGAAUUGUUUCAAAUUGCAAUUUCUCAGGGAGUGUAAAUGUGUCAGAUGCUUGCAAUAACUAUAUCUCUGAAGCACUUGAUGCUAAGGCCAACGUUUUCUUCUACGACAUCUAUGCUCCUUUGUGUUCAUCACCGCCUUCGAACUCUCCCUCACUAUCGGCAUUCGAUCCGUGCUCGGAUAACUAUAUCUUCUCCUACUUGAACAUUCCUAAGGUGCAAAAAUCUCUUCAUGCAAAUGUAACUGGUCUUCCAGGACCCUGGGAUAGCUGCAGCUCCCUUAUCAGCUGGAAUGACUCGCCACUGACAGUGUUGCCUACCAUCCAGAAGCUGAUGAAUAGUGGUAUUAGUGUUUGGAUUUACAGUGGAGAUACUGAUGGUAGGGUGCCAGUUACAUCGACUAGAUAUGCCAUUGACAGGCUUCAAACUUCAGUCAAGACUCCAUGGUACCCAUGGUACCUGAAUGGCGAGGUUGGUGGGUACGCUGUUGGGUACGAGAACCUGGUGUUCGUGACGGUGAGGGGAGCCGGACACUUUGUUCCGAGUUAUCAACCAGCAAGAGCACUGGCAUUCUUCUCAUCCUUCUUGGAAGGGAAGCUUCCACCCUCGAAGUAAGAAGAAGAAGAAGAAGAAGAAGAAGAAGAAGACAGUGAAGGUUGCUA